UAUAUAGACAACCGCGUAAGGGCCUCAAUUCCUCUGGGUUUUUCUACGAACAAAUAAAUUCUCUGAAACCCCGCGGUAUUAAUUUUGCAGCGUACCGCCAGAUCUCACUCUCCUCCACCAAUGGCUUCUCCACCGACACUUCCGAUUUCCGGCCAUCAGUCGGCCACCGGAGCUCCAUCUCACCCGCCCAUCGCCACCCCGGCCUUCCGCGCAUUUCUCUCUCGGUUAACUUCCUCCGUCCGCCAAGGCUUCUCCCAACGCCGCCCCUGGUCGGAGCUCGUCGAUCGGAGCUCCUUGGCUCGUCCCCUCAACCUAUCCGAAGCCUAUUCCCGGAUCCGCAAGAACUUUUCAUAUUUCCGUGUCAAUUAUAUCACUCUCUUGACCCUUGUUCUCGCUUUUUCUCUCCUCUCCCAUCCGUUUUCUCUCUUGACUCUUCUUGCCCUCCUCGCGGCUUGGAGUUUUCUCUACAUUUUCCGUCCUUCUGAUCAGCCUUUGGUUAUUCGCGGACGUACUUUUUCCGAUUUCGAGACGUUGGUCGGGUUGGGGGUUCUGACUGUGAUUGUUGUGUUUCUCACUAGUGUUGGAUCGCUUCUGAUAUCGGCGUCGAUGAUUGGAUUUUCCAUUGUGUGCAUUCACGGUGCGUUUAGGCUUCCAGAGGAUCUCUUCCUUGAUGACCAAGAGCCUGCAAAUGGAGGGUUCCUGUCAUUUCUCGGUGGCGCGGCCACCGCUGCUUCAGCCGCAGGUCCUGCAAUUGCAGCGCGUGUAUAGCCAGAUCCUGAUCGGCGCCUGAUGGAAGUUUAAUUAUGGGUUAGUCUUACCUGUUGUACUCUUUGCAAUUUGAAUUCUUUGGCUGCGGGGAAGAUCGUGUUUCUUGUGAUCUGAAAGAACAGGAUUAGGGUUUGUUCUCUCUUAUGUAGAUUGUAUCGGAAGAUUCUGCAAGCUUAUAGAUCAAAUUUUGUUUAGUUUGUUCUAUAUACAAUAUCAUAAAUUGGAGUCGGUAUUACUUAGGGCGAUUAUUACGCAAUUCUUUUACCAUAGUCUCUCAUCUCUUAAUCUAAGGCCUGAAGAACCCCAUUAUCAUGUAUGUUGCUAUUACGGUUAUGUUUAAUGCCAGAUUUUGUUAUCUUCUAAUGGAAUUCAAAGUAUGUCAUUAAUUCGGUUGUUA
Messenger RNA from Cucurbita maxima (winter squash), 1165 nucleotides. Its product is annotated as PRA1 family protein B3-like. The transcript has a single exon. Gene Ontology annotation, cellular component: Golgi apparatus; endoplasmic reticulum. Gene Ontology annotation, biological process: vesicle-mediated transport. Lineage: Eukaryota; Viridiplantae; Streptophyta; Magnoliopsida; Cucurbitales; Cucurbitaceae. The coding region runs from base 121 to 768 and encodes 215 amino acids. The record is from RefSeq and is a predicted model, not a curated record.